CGGACAUUCACUGGAUCUCCGGAUCUCAAACCACGUGGGAUCGGAAUUUUGUGAUGGAGAUAUUAAAAGUUGUCAGAGAACAGUAGUCAAGUCUGUAGGGACACCCACCGCGGAACAAUGGACAAGAUGAACGGAGCAGAGGACUGGGAAUGGGAUCUCAUCUCGUCCUCUGUCAAACUCGGAGAGAGCUCUACGUCUUCGCGUACGGCGACGCUGGCCAAUUGUCUCUGCCGAGCUGAAUUUCAAGCGAUCCUAGAGUCUGAUGAAGCAAAGGAUGUGCUGUCGGAUGAACGAUUGUACCGGGAUCUAGUGACCGGAUACCAGGCCAGUGGGCCGAGUCACGACGACGAAGCCAACAGGCCUAUCGCGAUGCAAGCCGAACAGACCCUCGCCCGAUUGAUCAUCGCCAUAGCUUUACUUCAUGCUUUCGUUCAAGCCAACUGGACAGGACCAGAUCUCGACUUCUCACCGCUGGACCUCUUGCCCGCCCCAAUCGCGAAAGACGUCAGCGUAGAGCAGCUGAAUGAAUCAGCCAUCCCUCUCCUCACCCUUGGAGGCGAGCCUGCCUAUCACCUCUCGACUCAUUCUUCACUCUUCCUUCUUGCCCUCCGAGUCCUGAAUUCAUGUCAAGGCCUGCAUACAUUUUCAUGGUGGAAAUUACGUUUUCAUCUCGUUCAUCUGUCUCUCCUGGAUGAACCUGUCGAGCUUUCGCCGUCGAUUCUGGAUCAAGUGAAAGCUUUAGCGGAGAAUCUACCGGAAGAUCCUGAUCUACAAGCACGAUAUCACCUCGAAGUAGGACUCUACCACCAGGCACUGGGUCAAGACAAACUUGCCAAUGCUCAUUUCCUUGAAGCUGCGAGGUCCAGUGGUCUAGAAUUCCAACUCACGGGUGCAUUAGGAGUCAAGACGAAAUUCCAGGUCAAUCCAUUGAGUCAGUUGGUAUUAUUGGCCGAAUCAAGGGAUCGCCCCGGAGGCGACACGGAGGCGGCGAUAGCAACGGCGGAUCCCUCCUUGCCAGAGGCAUCCGCGAGUGGGACACCAAGCUCUAUGCCCGAAACCAUGGCUCUGAAUGACGACACCUUGUUGGAAGAAACGCAGUUCACCAAAUUGGUCAAUCCUGAACCCACAGCCCCGACAUCGUCUCUAUCCCGGCUUGCCCAUCUAGAUCCGGCCAAUCAACCGCCUCUUCAUCCUCUCGAUCAAUCUCUCCUCUUGUCCUUGUGCUUAUCGCAACACAAUCAAACGCCCGAAUCAGGUCUCACCGCAAGUCAAAUGAUGCCUUUUGUCUCUCGCGUCAUUUCCCAUCCUCGCAAUUGGUCGGUUCAUACCGUUGCUCUGCUCCUUCGAUCUCGACUCGAAUCGACCCGCUCGCGGACCGUCGAGCGAUCGGCACUACAGCUCGCGGCCUUGAUUGAGCAAAUGCCUACUAGCGAUUCGACACCCAAAGAGAGAUUGAGAUAUUUCCAUCAAAUCCCACUCCCAUCACGCUGGGCCAUGGAAAAGGAACUCGCUAAACGGUAUCUUUCCCUCGGAGUCACCCGAUCUGCUCUGGACAUUUUCACUCGCCUCGAGAUGUGGGAAGAUGCUGUAUCUUGUCUCCAACGGAUGGAACGGGAUGAAGAGGCUGAGAAGAUUGUCCGGGAUCUGCUUGAGGGUCGAAUCAUCGAAUCAGAUCUCGUCCCUGUCCUCAAGAAGGAUAUGAGCGACACUCGACGUGAAAAGAUGUCUGCAGGUCGACAGGCUAAGCUCUGGUGUAUCCUUGGUGAUUUGUCCUUGACUUCGGACGGUGCUUCCAAGGACCCUCAAGCAGCCAAGGACCGAGCGAUGGAAUGCUACGACAAGGCUUGGCAAGUGUCCAACGAGACCUUCUCCCGAGCAAUGAGAUCCAAGGGGGCUCUGCAUUUUUCUAGCAGAGAGUACGAACAGGUCGUUGAAUGUCUUCGAAAAGCGCUCGAGAUCAACCCGUUAUACGGUCGGACGUGGUUCACCCUCGGUGUCAGUCUGACCCGCUUAGAACGAUGGUCAGAGGCAAAAGAGGCGUUCCAGAGAGAAGUUGGAGUGGACGAAGAGGAUGCCGAGGGAUGGAACAAUCUCGCUGCGAUCUAUUUAAGGCUCUAUGAGGAUUCGAAAGGGGAGGAAGAGCUCGCGGCCGCUCCGUUCUCGGACAAGUUGAUGGCUUUCCGUGCGCUUCGACAAGGGAUCAAAUUUGCCCCUAACAAUUGGCGAAUGUGGUCCAAUUACAUGAUUAUCGCUGGCGACGUAGGCGAAUUGGCAGAAUCAGCACGCGCCAUGGGCAGAGUCAUCGAACAUCGUAAGGCUGAUUCGUCCAGAGCAGUCAUGGGGGAGGUCGAGUUCGACGUCUUGGACAAAUUGGUUGACAGUGUGACGAGGGACGAUCACGCUCUUGUCAAGCAGGGUUCGCUGCUCUCAAAGUCCUCCAAUGAAGGCAUCGGACUCUUGCCGAUCCUUGAUAGACUGUUUGACCAUUCUAUCCUCGCUCGUGUAUCGGAUCAACCGCGAGUUUGGCGAGCUCAUGGAAGAUUGGCGAGAUGGAAAGAAGAGUGGAAGAUCGCCAUGGAGGAUUAUAUCAGGGCGUACCAAUCUGGUCCCAGUUGUUUACCAGGUGUAGAAACGGAUAAAGACAAGUUCGCGGCGGCGGUCUUGGAACUGGAGGAAUUGGUCGGUGUAUUUCAAGCCCUAGGACCCAAGAUACCUAAAGAAGAAGGAAAAAAGGCAGGAGACUGGACUUUUCAAGCUAGAGGAUUGGUCAGGACGUUUAUAGGAAGGACGAGAGCUUCGUUCGAAGAUGAUCCAGAGAUGGAGAGGCUCAAGGCGCUAUUAGGUGAGUUGAAGAAUAGCAAGUAGGCUGGUCGGCAAAGGGGGUGGGGUCGUGGGCCUCCAAAUAUAUCCUGCACUUUUAUACCCGGAACGACGCGUGAUAUCUCAUACCUGCCAUGUCAUGUACAACAUAAAAAG
Messenger RNA from Kockovaella imperatae, 2976 nucleotides. RefSeq lists its product as hypothetical. The transcript has 3 exons. The coding region runs from base 118 to 2865 and encodes 915 amino acids. The record is from RefSeq and is a predicted model, not a curated record. Lineage: Eukaryota; Fungi; Basidiomycota; Tremellomycetes; Tremellales; Cuniculitremaceae. Gene Ontology annotation, molecular function: protein binding.